ACAAUGGGCAAGGGAAAACGAAACUAAAUAAACUGAAGAGCUUCAGACUUUUUGCUCUAGACGGACACCUUCCAAGAAGCACCACACUUUUUACAACUUUUGAAGUUCAGAAUUCCAGGUAAAAUGGAUGAAUUCAAACAUCCACUGUUCUUUGAAGCGAAAGAUUUGACAGACAAAGAGAAGGACAAAGUCAGGAGGCACUUUCAGAAAAGACGGGAUUCUGGUGGAGGUGAUUGUGGGAUGAUCGAAAAGGCUGGAGGCAACGCGUAUAAAAUCUGUUUCAAGGAAAUAGAAGACCAGGAAAGGGUGUUGCAGAGGAAGUUUCAUAGUAUCUCCCUUCCUUCUGGCGACUUAUGUCUAAAUGUGAGUCGAAGUUAUUGCCCAGAGACCCCGGAUCAGCCAUCUACAAGUCAACCGAAGACAACCACCAAAGUCAACACAAAAGGCCUUGAGAAGAUAUUCAAACUAGAUAUUUUCCUCAUGUUUUUCCUUAGAGACAAUCUUAAAGCAAACAAAUUAUUACAGAAACAACUCUCAUGUAUCGGCUGCCAAGUAGAGUUAGAUUUUGAGGAAGAGGAGGCAGUGGUAAGGGGGGAUAUUGAAAAGGGGCCUGGAGGAGCUUUUGGGGCUGCAGAGCAGUGGGAGUUACAGGUCGAUCGAGUCUUGAUCAAUUUCACUGAGAGAUACCUCUGCUAUCAUGUGGUUGAGCCGAAAAAAGCCAAAAUCCUACUGCAGGAGCUCUCCUUUGCGACAGAUGAUAUUAAAGUGUACAGAGAGGGCGGUUAUCCAGUGGUUGUGGGAGAAACUGAGGCUGUGCAUGAGAAAAUAGCAAUCCUCGAAAAGAGCCUGCCAACCCGGAAGGAGUUACCAAUUGUGGAGAAGCUGUUCAAGCUGGUAGAAGAAGAGUUUAAUCGAGAAAUGCGCACCCAAUACCCAGAAGUUAAGAUCAACAUAGGCAGCGCCAUGGUGACCUUAGAGGGGCCUGACAAAGAGGUGCAGUCAGGAGCCAACACACUUGAGGACCUGAAGAAAAAAGUAAAGGAAAAGCGAGUUAAACUAUCCACAGCCCUGAUGACCUUUAUAGGAUCCAGCGGUGCCGUAUCCAAGUACCAGACCCACUUCCAGCAGAGACUCAGAAAUCCUGUUUCCUUGGAGGUUGGGUCCGAGCUGGUGAUGUCUAGUUUGUCCUCCGAUGCCCUCGAUGAGGCCGAAGCCAUGCUGCAGAGAGACUUUGAUGUGGCCAAUGUCGAGCUGCAGGGGGCACUAGCUGCACCUCCAGAUCGAGAUGGAAUAAAGGAAAUCCUCUUCAAAGCCAAGAACGAAGCUAACUCUCGAGAGUUCAGAGUGGACGUCAGCUUCAUCCCAGGAACCGGUGGAACCCCAAACACCAAAGUACAACUGGUGGGCUACAGAGAAAAUGUGAAUAAGCUCAAAGAGGUUCUGCAUGACUACCAGAUCAACCAAAUCGGGACACAAGAAGUUCUAAACCUACCGAAUCCUGAACUGCUUGACUGUUUUGAUAAGAUUUUAGGAAUGAUUGGUAUGAAGCAGAACAAAGUGACCUUGAAAGCCUCACUUUUCCCAUACCCUUGUGUGCUUGUGUCUGGUCCCUGUCGUCUGGUCAAAGAGGCCAAGCAGGGUCUAAUCUCAGCUCUAGCUAGUCUGACCUCCGACACUCUGAUUCUGGAUGGACCGGGGGCUCUGCAGUACUUCCAAGCAGAAGGUAAAGUGGGCAAGGAGUUGGUAGAGAGCUCAUUUCAGGUUAUCGUCAAGGAACAGCAAGGUGUGCAUUCGGCAAAUGUGCAAAGUAAACCACGAAGCAUCAGCAGCCUUGUAACAAGCGGCUUGGCACCCGGACCCCUCCCCAGAUUGCGCUGCAAUACUGUUGGAAGCAAUGUGGCCAUAAAGACGAGCCUGGAGAUCAAGCUUGGCAGUCUGAUAGAUACUCAGGCGAAUGUGUUGGUUGUCCCCAUGCUCAACAAGAACCUCACUUCUACUAAGAUUGGUAAAUGUCUGUUUAAAAAAGCCGGGAAUGCAAUCAAGUCAAAGUUUGACUCGGUGGCAGCGAAUUGUACCGUUGCCCCUGGUGAUGUCCUGCAGGUGGACGCGCCUCCAUCUCUGGGCUGUUCCAAGAUCUUCUUCAUCGAGUGCUUGCCAUGGGAUGGAGUCAGAGGGCAGAGUGUGAAGGCGCUUGGUAAUGCCCUGAAGAGAUGCUUGGACCUUUGCGUACAGCAGGGCUAUAGCACAGUUGCCUUUCCAGUCAUUGGACCCGGAGUUUUUUUAAAAUACCCAAUGAAAGAGGCCAUUCAAGUGCUUAUGGAGAAUAUUUGCCAGCUUGGAUUAUCUGCAUCCUCUGGGUCUCUCACCGCCAUCCAGAUCGUCAUUAAACCAGGCUACCCUGACUCUGAGGAGUGCUACCAAGACGUCUACAGGCACCCUGGCUUAAAUGUGAACCAGGGAGGAGAAGCAAUCUUUAGGUCCCUCACCAGUGACCUUGAUGAAAUCACGAUGACAGUGGGCGGCGGGGUUAAACUACGACUGGUGUUUGGUGACAUCACUGAUGAGACGACGGAUGCUGUGGUGAACACGACCGACUUUGUUUAUUUCCAGAAUGGUGUGUGCAAAGACAUCUUAACUGUAGCUGGAGCGGAUGUGGAGGCAGAACUCAAAGCAGCAAAAUACACUCGUGGAGACGUUUUUGUGUCCCAAUCGGGAGAGUUCCCCUGUGAAGCCCUUUUCCAUGUCUGUGGACAAAACGAUGCAGUCGUCAUCAAACAAAUGGUGAUUCGCAUCGUUGAACAUUGUGAAUCUUUUGGGUUCGAGUCCGUGGCCAUACCUGCUAUCUGUGCUGGAGCUGGUGGGUUGGACCCUGGUGUUGUGGCAAGAGCCGUCCUCCGAGGGGUCAAGGAUGCCACGUCGUCCUUUGGUCUCAACUCUCUCACUGAUAUCCGCCUCGUCCUGCUAAAGAUCAACGUCUUCCUGGCCUUUAAAGAAAAAGCAAUGCAAAUGUUUUCCACUGCUGUGAUCAACAAAGCUUCUGUACCUCAGUUGCCUUAUGUACAACAACAACAACAACCUCCAUCUGUGGAGGCAGAUCUAAGCAUCGUCUGUAACCGCUCUACAAGCCAGCAGUCCGUCUUCAGGUUCCUCGGUCUCUCCAGAAAGAAUGUUGACAGUGCCAUGACAAAGCUGACGGAUCUGUAUCAGGCUCAGUGUUCUUCUCAAACCUUCAGAAAGGAGGAACUGAAAGACCUCACCCAGGACGACGUGAAGGAUCUGAAGCAGCUGGUGGAAACCGAGGGUCUGUAUGUUGAGUUGAGCCAAGGCACCUUGAAAGUUAGCGGGCUAAAUAACGGGGUCAACAAGGUAAUGCAGAUGAUCAACGCCUCUCUACACGGCAACCUCAGAAGAGAGGUGAGAGUCAGGGAGGAGGAGGAUCUGUACGCCCGUGUGGCUUGGUGCAUCUUGAGACAUAGAGGCAACUGGGAGAGGUUGCCCAAAACAGCCAAUCACAGUCUGGAGAAUAACGAUGUAGGAGGAAGGAUAGUGGACGCUCAGGGCGACAAGUGGAACGCGGAUCUGCCGAGGAUGGAGGCCACGAGAUAUUUAGGUGGUCAAACAGCAAAACUAAAACGACUUGAGCAUCUGCCAGACUUCACCCUCCCUCUGUACUGGGACAACAUGGCUGCCGGUGAAGCUUUGAAGACGGUUGAACUCCUUCCUUCCUAUGCAGAGUACCGCACAGUGAAGGAGGCCUUCAAACGAACAGUCGGCAAGACCGUGCUGAAGAUCGAGCGCCUGCAGAAUGUCCAUCUGCGGCGCGCCUAUGAAGCUCAGAAGAAGCAAAUCUCUGACAAGUACAAACAGCAGGGUGGAGAAUGUGAAAAGCUCCUGUACCACGGGACGACCCAGGACAACUGUGAUUCCAUCGUAAAAACUGGGUUCAACAGGCGCUUUUCUGGGCAGAACGCAACUUCCUACGGGGAAGGAACAUACUUCGCUGUAAAUGCCAACUAUUCUGCUCAACCUUACUACUCCAGACCAGCUGCUGACGGUUCCCAGCUCAUGUUCGUGGCCCGCGUCCUGACCGGCAUCUACACUCAGGGCCAACAAAACAUGAGGGUCCCUCCCCUCAUCAGCAACCAGGGGGACCACGACCGCUACGACAGCGUAGUCGACAGAGUGGACAACCCCCAAAUGUACGUUGUGUUUCAUGAUAACCAAGCGUACCCCGACUACCUCAUCACUUUCAAGUGACCGUGAGGAGAUAUGAUUUACACGAAGUCAAAACAACAUUUCAGAAAACACUACAGCAUUUCAGAAAACACUACAACAUUUCAGAAAACACUACAGCAUUUCAGAAAACACCACAGCAUUUCACAUUUUACGGAAAGGGUAUUCCUUUAGGGAGAACACUUCUUGUUUGUGAUUGGAAAGAGCCAGCCAGAGAAGCACUGCUGUGAUUUGUUGUUUUUGCUGCCAGUCAAGAAAUUAGAUUGGUCAGCACCCGGCCGACAGCACCACCUAUUUCCUGUUUGGUACCGUUCAGCUGUUUCUUCAAGAAUUUUAAACUGAGUUGGAAAGAAUGGAAGAAGAGAUGGAAAUCUUAAGGGAAUAUUUUAACGAAGGAUAUACAUACGAUGUUAUCCUCGACAUGCUGUCAACCCAUCAAGACAUCAACAUGUCCCUUAGAACCAGGGGUGUAGUGCUGCCGGGGCCUAAAUGACUAUGUGUGAUGUUAAAGGGGUCACUCAUGGCAAAUUCACAGAGAAUUAUCACCCAAUUUAGGUCACGUCUCAAUGUUUAUUAAGUUUAACAUCUACCCUGUCCCGGGAUAUUAAACAGUGCAAAUAGGUAUAUAUAA
Gymnodraco acuticeps is the source of this 4864-nucleotide messenger RNA. RefSeq names its product poly(ADP-ribose) polymerase family member 14-related sequence 2.2 (gene parp142.2). The record is from RefSeq and is a predicted model, not a curated record. NCBI's taxonomy places the organism in Eukaryota, Metazoa, Chordata, Actinopteri, Perciformes, Bathydraconidae. Gene Ontology annotation, biological process: negative regulation of gene expression. The transcript has 14 exons. Gene Ontology annotation, cellular component: nucleus; cytoplasm. Gene Ontology annotation, molecular function: transcription corepressor activity; NAD+ poly-ADP-ribosyltransferase activity. Bases 124 to 4257 code for a protein of 1377 amino acids.